Gorilla gorilla gorilla (western lowland gorilla) is the source of this 9571-nucleotide messenger RNA. It is a transcript of the gene C10H12orf43, whose product is annotated as chromosome 10 C12orf43 homolog. The coding region runs from base 11 to 829 and encodes 272 amino acids. The record is from RefSeq and is a predicted model, not a curated record. NCBI's taxonomy places the organism in Eukaryota, Metazoa, Chordata, Mammalia, Primates, Hominidae. The transcript is spliced from 8 exons. Gene Ontology annotation, biological process: Spemann organizer formation; negative regulation of Wnt signaling pathway; Wnt signaling pathway.
GUGGUUCAAGAUGGCGGCGCCCAGUGGCACAGUGAGCGAUUCGGAAAGUAGUAACAGCAGUAGCGAUGCGGAGGAGCUGGAGCGGUGCCGCGAGGCGGCAAUGCCGGCCUGGGGCUUGGAGCAACGCCCUCACGUGGCAGUGAAGCCAAGAGCCGGUGCUGCAAAUAGCCAGUUGUCAACCUCCCAACCGAGCCUCAGGCAUAAGGUGAAUGAGCAUGAACAAGAUGGCAACGAGCUUCAGACCACCCCUGAAUUCCGAGCCCACGUAGCCAAGAAGCUGGGAGCCCUGCUGGACAGCUUCAUUACCAUCUCAGAAGCAGCAGAGGAGCCAGCAAAAGCUAAGGUACAGAAAGUCGCUUUGGAGGAUGAUGGUUUCCGCCUUUUCUUCACAUCUGUCCCUGGAGGCCAUGAGAAGGAAGAGUCUCCCCAACCCCGCCGAAAGCGACAGCCCUCCAGCUCCAGCAGUGAGGACAGUGACGAGGAGUGGCGGCGGUGCCGAGAGGCAGCUGUGUCGGCGUCCGACAUCCUGCAGGAGUCAGCCAUCCACAGCCCUGGCACAGUGGAGAAGGAGGCAAAGAAGAAAAGGAAGUUGAAAAAGAAAGCCAAGAAGGUGACCAGUGUCGACUCGGCUGUCGCUGCCACCACCCCCACCAGCAUGGCCACAGUCCAGAAGCAGAAGUCAGCUUCCAGGUCUCUGCUGGUCCCUAGGAAGCACUUUGACCUCUGCUUCCCCUUCAAAUGCUGUGGAUCAAGCCUCCCCAACCCCACCAUCCCACCAAAGGGGGCUGCUGACCGAGAGAGCUCACUCAGCCAGAGAGCCAGCUGUUAAACACUAGUCAACACCUCACUGAUGCUGUUCCUUCUACCUGAAACACCUCGCAUUGCCGGUGAGCUCUAAAGACAAAAGGACCUGGGUCUGCAUUUCCCAAAGGCAAGAAUCUGGUAUCACCUGCAUAUUAUUUGCCCAUAUUUGAGCACCACUGCCUUUUGCAUUAUUUACUUAGCAGUUUUGCUCCUGUCAACUCACUUUUUUAAAACUAAACUUAUUUUAAAAAGAAAAGUUUUGGCCGGGAGCGGUGGCUCACGCCUGUAAUCCCAGCACUUUGGGAGGCCGAGGUGGGCAGAUCACCUGAGGUCGGGAGUUCGAGACCAGCCUGACCAACAUGGAGAAACUCCGUCUCUACUAAAAAUACAAAAUUAGCUGGGCGUGGUGGUGCAUGACUGUAAUCCUAGCUACUCGGGAGGCUGUGGCAGGAGAAUUGCUUGAACCCAGGAGGCGGAGGUUGCAGUGAGUCGAGAUCGCCCCAUUGUACUCCAGCCUGGGGAACAAGAACGAAACUCCGUCUCAAAAAAAAAAAAGAAAAAGAAAAAGAAAAGAAAAGCUUUAUAUAAUUUUAAUACUCAAAAAAACAGUAUCCCGGCCAGGCACAGUGGCUCACACCUGUAAUCCCAGCAAUUUGGGAGGCCAGGCAGGAGGAUCACUUGAGGCUAGGGGUUCAAGACCACUUGAGGCUAGGGCCAACAUGGUGAGACCCCGUCUCUACUAAAAAUACAAAAAUUAGCCAGGCAUAGUGGCACGUGCCUGUAAUCCCAGCUACUCGGGUGGCUGAGGAACAAAAAUCACCUGAAUCCAGGAGGCGGAGGUUGCUGCGAGCCGAGAUCGUGCCACUGCACUUCAGCCUGGGUGACGCAGUGAGACUCUGUCUCAAAAAAAGAAAAAGAAAAAGAGUAUCCCUUGCCAUAAAUAGCAAGCAACCAUUCAAACAUGGAAAUGAGGCAUUCACACUUGUUCUUGUUUCACACUAAGGCCCUAAGCCUAAGGAGGGUUUCUCUAUGUUGGAAGGAAAUUAGGCAGUGUUCAGAGGGUGUUAAAGACAGACUAGCAACUAAUGGAAACUUUCUCCUCAAUGUAAGCACUUUAGAAGGGACUGAAAAGAGAAUGUUCUCCCUACAUGUACCGUAUCACCUACAAUUACCUCGUGUACCACUAUUUUGCAAAUAAAUGCCAGAGGCAAGAGUACACUUUGAUGCUUUAGCCUAGCACUCAAAGCCCUCCUCGAUUUGAAUCUUUCCAGCCUCAUCUUGCACAGCCCCUCCAUACCCAGGCCUCACCCACUCUAUUUGCCAUCUCCAGAACAUACCCCUAACUGUCUCACCUCUGUGCCUUUGUGCAAGCUGCUCCCUCUACCUGGAAGCCUCCAUUUGUCAAGCUGCUGCUGUCUUCAGGAUCUUCCUGGUCAGAAUCUCCUGCUGUCCUCUUCUGCCAUCCACAGCAAUGUGAGCCUUCACUGGCUGGCCUUCCCUACUCACUGGAGCAGAGCUACGGCAUCAGAAUGCCCUGGACCAGGGGUUAGAAACACAGAUUUCUGAGUCUGCACUCGAAGAUUUUUUUUUCUUUCUUUCUUUCUUUCUUUUUUUUUGUUUUCCGAUUUUUCUAAUUUUAGAGAUGGGGUCUCACCAUGUUGCCCAGGCUGGUCUCAAGCUCCUGGACUCAGGUCAUCCUACCACCUAGGCCUUCUAAAGUGUUAGGAUGAGCCCUGAACCUUGUAACAUGAACAUUUAUUAGUUAUAUCUGGAAAAAAUAUAAAGUUAUUUUUAUUUGGGUGAUACUGCCUUCAAAAAAAACAAAAAAACAGGAGGCCGAGCACAGUGGCUCAUGCCUGUAAUCCCAGUGCUUUGGGAGGCUGAGGCAGGCGAAUCACUUGAGGUCAGGAGUUCAAGACCAGCCUGGCCAACAUAGUGAAACCCCACUUCUAUUAAAAAUACAAAAAUGGGCCAGGCGCGGUGGCUCAUACCUGUAAUCCCAGCACUUUGGGAGGCCGAGGCGAGUGAAUCACGAGGUCAAGAGAUCAAGACCAUCCUGGUAAACAUGGAGAAACCCUGUCUCUACUAAAAAUACAAAAAUUAGCUGGGCACGGUGGCACGUGCCUGUAGUCCCAGCUACUAGAGAAGCUGAGGCAGCGGAAUCGCUUGAACCCAGGAGGCAGAGGUUGCAGUGAGCUGAGAUUGCACCACUGCACUCCAGCCUGGGCGACAGAGUGAGACUCUGUCUCAAAAAAAAAAAAAAAAAAAAAUUAGCCAAGUGUGGUGGCACAUGCCUGUAAUCCCAACUACUUGGGAGGCUGAGGCAGAAGAAUUGCUUGAACCUGGGAGGUGGAGGUUUCAGUGAGCCAAGAUGGCACCACUGCACUCCAGCCUGGGCAAUAGAGCAAGACUCCAUCUCACAAAAUAAAAAGCCAAAAAAAGCUCUCGACAGUUCUGUUCCCUGCCUGAGGUGUUUGUCUCAGGAUCCCGGCCUGGCUGUGGGCCACAGAUGGCAAAAACCAAGGUCCGUCUAUUACUGGGCAUCCAGGGUUUCAUAAUCUCUACGACCUACAUGCCUGGAACUCCACACAUUGCGCAUGCCCCAGAAACGCUUGCCCAACGGACCCCAAUCCACCAUUUCUGAAUGCAUUUCUCAUGACUUGCUGAAGGUGUCUGGUCAAUCCAAUUAGAUUGUAAACUCCGGGAGUGCAGGGACAACGUUGACCUUCCUAUUACUCCCCUCACCCCUGCCCAGCUCUGGUCUGGGCACAUAGUGACCCUCAAGAGUAGCACAAAGACUUGAGGCAAGAAAAACACCUGUAGAAGGAAAAGGCUGGAUCCUGGGAGCGCCUCUGUCUGCUUUGCUGCCAUCCUCUUCUUCAACAGCAAAGGACACGCUAGUUCUAUGCAGCAAAAGUUUCCAAACACGUUAGCCUAAGAAUUUCGAGUCAUGCAAAAAAUAAAUUCCCAGAAUCACAGGGUUAAAAAAAAAUCAGAUUCCAGGGCCCCAUCCUUGUUGUUCCUGAGUCAGACUCCCCAGUCAAAGUGCCAGAGAAUCUCUUCUUUGAACAAACACUUCAGGCAAUUUCCCAGGAUAAAGCAAGUUUCAGAAACUCUCACACAGCUUCUUAGGUAUCUCAGAUAUGGCUCUCGCCCUCCAGAUGUUUACAAAUGAAAACAAGAAAUCUGGUUCCAACAAGCAAAAGCCCAGAGAGACCUCAAAUACAAAGAUGCAAAUCAAAAUUAGUAGAGAAAUAAAUGAGCCGGGACGUUGUACUUUGGUCGCGGGGCUGGCUGAGGUCACUGCCUGCACAGCCGACUGUUGGAAGUUCUGCGGUAUACCAGCUGAAUGGCCUUGAACAAGUCCCAUCUCCACUCUGAGCCUCCGUUUCCACAUCUGUAGAAUGGGGAUAUGUGGGCCUAACUCACAGCGUUGUUGUGAGAAUUCAACAAGAACACAUCAAGCAGCUGUGAAUAUAGCAAGCCGGCAUUUGAUUAAAUGUUAGUUUUCGUCCUAAGAAGAAUAGCUAAUAUUUCUGAGCACUUACGGCCGAGCCCUGAGCUAACAUUUACUUGCUCCUUUAACUCCCACAACAACCCAACGAGGUAGGAUCUAUUAUUAUCCCCAUUUCACAGAUGCGGAAAUUAAGGCACAGAAAGGUUAAAAAAAAAAACAUGCACAGGCCAGGCAUGGUGGAUCACCCCCUGUAAUCUCAGCACUUUGGGAGGUGGAGCCUGGAGGAUCACUUGAGGCCAGGAGUUUGAGACUAGCCUGGGCAACAUAGCAAGACCCUGUCUCUAUUAAAAAAAAAAAUUUAAAGCUGAGUGCAGUGGCUCACGCCUGUAACCCCAACACUUUGAGAGGCUGAGGCAGGUGAACUCUUGAGCCCAGGAAUUCAAGACCAAACUGGGCAGCAUAGUGAGAUCCUGUCUCUUAAAAAAAAAAAAAUCAGCCGGGCGUGGUGGUGCAUGCCUGUGAUCCCAACUACUCCGGAGGCUGAGGUGGGAGGAUCACUUGAGCCCAGGAGUUUGAGGUUGCAGUGAGCUAUGAUUGUGCCAUUGCGCUCCAGCCUGCACAACAGAGAAAGGUCUGUCUUAAAAAAAAAAAAAAAAAAGAAAAAAGUACCCAACGUCUCCCAACCAGGAAAUGGCGGAGCUGGGAUUAGAGCCUCGAAAACCUAUCCUGUGGCCCCAGGAGGAAAUAGCCUCACGGGAGCAAAACCACCAGGUGUUUAGGGCUCAUGGAAAUUAUACAUUGGCUUCUUUGGGAAAAGUGGCCCAUUCAGCUGAGCAGGACCCAAAAUAGCAAAAGGGCCAAGGACAGCCCGCCUGCCCUAGGUGUGGCCCCAGCCAGGAUUCCUAGCCCUGCGACUUUUCCCAGAUUGGCCAACACACAUCUGAACCCCUGGGAUCAGGAAGUGCCAAUGGCUGGGUCUUGCUAAAGCCAUUUACUGUUGACAGAUAUCCCACCGAUGGCCAAGUGCCAGUUAGUCACGGCUUCAGUGCAGCACCUCAUCCCUCCCAGAAAACCAUGGCUCUGGACUCCACCCACUGAAAACAGGGCUUUUGUGGGAAUACAGUGGGACAAGAAGAAAAACAUGCUGAACCUGAUCUCCAUGGGACCUGAUGUGGAGUCAUGUUCAUUCACAUCCCUGGCUUGCAGCCUCUCCACUCACAAGUUAUUGAUAAUCGAAAAAAUAAAACAACAUGCGAUCGUAUUUCUGGGCAGAUAGAAUGCAAGAGCCUGGGGCACUGGUUGUUUCUGGGGAGGGGAAGGGAACCGAGAGACCCAAGAAGAGGGUGGACAAGCUAGGCACGGUGGCUCACCCCUGUAAUCCCAGCAUUUUGGGAGGCCAAGGCAGGCAGACACUUGAGGUCAGGAGUUCGAGAUCACCCUGGCCAACAUGGUGAAACCUUGUCUCUACUAAAAACAUAAAAAUUAGCCAGGCAUGGUGGCAGGUGCCUAUAAUCGCAGCCACUCAGGAGUCUGAGGCAGGGGAAUCACUUGAACCUGGAGGCAGAGAUUGCAGUAACCGGAGAUCGUGCCAUUGCAUUCCAUCCUGGGCGACAGAGCGAAACUCCAUCUCAAAGAAAAAAAUAAAAGGACUAUGAGUGGGAGCAGAUGUAGGGAGAUGCAAGGGACAGAGUAUCAGGAGAACAACAGUACCUGUUCUGGGCUCUCCACUAAUCAAACCCAACCACCAGGCAGAGGCAUGGGAGACCCCCACGCACAGAGCAGGGUGGAGACAGGAGAAGCGAUGGCAGAAGAGGCCAGACCACCACCCAAUAGAUGUGGGUAACUAUUCAAAACUCAGAUCAUCUGAACAGAAAAAGGUAAAUGCUAUGAGCUAAAAACUUCAAGGUUCUUUGCAUCAGUGCCCUUUUUUUUUUCCUGAAGUUAUUUCAAGUUGGAUUUCUACCACUUCCAAACCAAAGAGUCUUGCCGAACAGAGACGGAAACAUGGAAGAUUUCAUUGAAGUGGAAACCUGGCAUUAUAAUUGCCCACUGCUUGUAAAAUUCAGGCCGGUGUGGUGGCUCACGCCUGUAAUCCCAACACUUCGGAAGGCUGAGGUGGGCAGAUCGCCUGAGCCCAGAAGUUCAAGACCAGCCUGGGCAACAUGGCAAGACCCUGUCUCUAUAAAAAAUUUUGGUUUAAAGCUAAGUGCAGUGGCUCACGCCUGUAAUGCCAACUCUUUGGGAGGCUGAAGCAGGUUAAUUGCUUGAGCCCAGGAGGUCGAGACCAAACUGGGCAACAUAGUGAGACCCCAUCUCUUAAAAAAGAGAAGAAAAGAAAAUCAGCAGGGAGUGUUGGCACAUGCCAGUGGUCCCAGCUAUUCAGGAGGCCGAGGUGGAAGAAUCACCUGAACCCAGGAAGGUCAAGGCCGCAGCAAGCUGUGAUAGUGCCACUGCACUCCAGCCUGGACAACAGAGCAAGACCCUGUCUCAAAAUAAGUACAUAGGCUGGGUGAGGUGGCUCAUGCCUGUAAUCCUAGCACUUUGGGAGGUCGAGGCGGGCAGAUCAUUUGGGGUAAGGAGUUCGAGACCAGUUUGGCCAACACAGUGAAACCCCGUCUCUACUAAAAAUACAAAAAAAAAUUAGCUGGGUGUGGUGGCACAUGCCUGUAAUCCCAGCUACUUGGGGAGGCUGAGGCAGGAGAAUUACUUGAACCCGGGAGACAGAGAUCGCGUCACUGCACUCCAGCCUGGUUGACAGUGCGAGACUCUCAAAAAAAAAAAAAAAAAAAAAAAAAAUUGGCCAGGCAUAGUGGCUCAUGCCUGUAAUCCUAGCACUUUGGGAGGCCGAGGUGGGUGGAUCACCUGAGGUCAGGAGUUCGAGACCAGCCUGGCCAACAUGGCGAAACCCCGUCUCUACUAAAAAAUACAAAAAUUAGCUGGGCAUGGUGGCACAUGCCUGUAUUCCCAGCUACUCGUGAGGCUGAGGCUGGAGAAUCACUUGAACCUGGGAGGCAGAGGUUGCAGUGAGCUGAGAUCACGCCACUGCACUACAGCCUGGGUGACAGAGUGAGACUCUGUCUCAAAAAAAAAAAAAAAAUCAAUUAAUUUAGCUUAAUUCAACUGCUUCACCUUGGCCUACAAGGGGCUGGGCCACCCUGUCCAAUCCAUGAUCACCUUUUUCCACUGUCCCCCUGCAGUGCACAGCAAGUCGCCUACAGCUCCUCCCAUACCCACAGCCCCUUCCUGCCUGGGACCUUCGCCCAUGCUCUUCCUCCUGCCUGAACCCCUCUCCUAGCUCUUCCUCCCAUCAGCACCUCAUUGUCAUCCCUUCCCUAUCCUGUGGUCUGAAUGUUUGUGUCCUCCCAAAGUUCAUAUGUGGAAUCCUAGCCCCCCAGGUGGUGGUAUUAAGAGGUGGGGACUUUGGGGGCAGGAUUAGUUCCCUUAUCAAAGACGCCCAAGGGAGAUUGUUUGUCCCUUGCACCAGGUGAGGGCCCCGCAAGAAGGUGCCCUUGCUGGAGAUCCCAGACUCUAUAACUAUGAGAAAUAUUGUUUAUAAGUAACCCAGUUUAUGUUUUUUUGGUUUUUUGGUUUUUUUUUUUCAAGGUGGAGUCUCGCUCUGUGGCCCAGGCAAUCUCGGCUCACUACAACCUCCGCCUCCCAGGUUCAGGCGAUUCUCCUGCCUCAGCCUUCUGAGUAGCUGGAAUUUCAGGCACCCACCACCAUACCCGUCUAAUUUUUGUAUUUUUAGUACAGACGAGGUUUCACCAUGUUGGCCAGGCUGGUCUCGAACUCCUGGCCUCAAGCAAUCCUCCCGCCUCGGCCUCCCAAAGUGUUGGGAUUACAAGCAUGAGUCACCGUGCCUGGCCUAUGGUAUUUUUUUAUAGCAGCAGGAACAGACUAAGACAUCCUACUUCUCAGCUUAAACGUCACCUCUGCACAGAGCCCUUCGUGAUACAUCUGAACAGAUUCUUUUCUGUGACUCUCCAUCCCUGCACUGUGUUUGCUCUUUCAGGGUGCUUUUUCACAUUUGUGAGGGUGUAUGCAUCUCCUCUUCCAGGCUGUAAGCUUCAUAAAGUCUCUGUUUUGUUCGUAACUAGAACAAGCCCUAGCACCUAGCAGUGAGUGUUCAUUAAACAUAUGAAGAAUGAAUCAGCGAGUGAUUUCAUGUCUCAUCAUCUCUAAAAAGCCUGUUUGAUCACUUCCAGGACCAGGAAACUCCUGACAUUAUCAAGGAUGCCAUUGCAAAGUGAAAUGUCAUAAACAUGUAGGAGUUGAUUCUUUCCAGAAGCUGGCAGUCCAGGACUGGUGUGGGGGCUCCACAGUGUCACCAGAGCUUUGACCUUCCUGCUCUACCAUCUUCAAUGGGUGGCUUCUGUACUCAGGGUUACCUCAUGGUCCAAGAUGGCUGCUGGACUCUCGCCAUUAUAUCCAAAUACCAGGUAGAAUAGAGGACAAAAGCAGUGAACCUCAAGGCUGAGGCUCCUGGAAGCCUCAUACACUUUUACCUACUACAGUCCAUGGAACAUAGUGUAGUCACGGGGCCACGCCAAAAUGCAAGAGAGACUGGGAAAUGUCUUCAUUCCAGGCAGCACGAUCCGAAUCUGUUAUUAAGGAAAAAAAUAGGAAGAAUGGAUAUUAGGUAUGUAACUAGCUACAAAUGAUCAUGGCAUCUCCGUUUAUUGAGCACUUACUAUGUGCUAGACACAGUCCUAAGUACUUAAUAAAUGUGGCCCGGUCAAACAAGAUUGCCCUCUGCCCCUUCUGUAGCCAAGGACACACACACACACACACACACACACACACACACACACACACACACACACACACACACACACACACACACACACACGUACAGGAGCCAGUUGGGCCUGGCCCCCUUCACUGCGGGUACUGACAUGCGAAGUCUUUGUCAUAUGACUCUGAGCAGGGAGGGAGCAGUGUCCUCUUAGCGUAAUAAGAUCAGGAUUCAUAACAUUAAAUCAAAGUGCUGUAACUCACAGGAAUGUCAAUUUCCUAUUCAGAAGAUAGAGGAGAAUGUUUUCAGAAGGAAAUUGAACUUUAUGGUUUGAAACAUGUUUAAUUUUAAAUAUGUUGAGAGAAAACCAGCUACAGCUUGGCAUGGAAACUCCUGUUGUUCCAGCCAAUGCCUUGGAGAACCAGAGACCACGCCCCCUUCCUCCCUGCUGAGGAGUCAACGAACGAGACCAAAGUCCCCUGUUCUUCUCUGCAGUCAGCAGAAAUCAGAGAAGAACAUCUUUAGACAGUCAGCAGACUCGGGAACUGUGUACUUUGCAAUUUACAAAAAGGGGC